AUCAAACAAGCUUUGAAUCAUUAUCUUGUGCUUAGUCUAUAAUACAUUACAAACAAAAAAUGGAGCCGCACUAUGCGCCUUUAAGUGAGUCCUGUGCCAAGGCACUGGGUGACAAAGUGUACGAGAAACGAAAAGUUGCCUCCCAGGAGAUUGAGAAAAUGGUCAUAGAGUUCAAUAACAAGAACAAUGCUGGCCAAAUCAGAAAGCUGAUCGAGGUGCUCUCCAAUGACUAUGCCACAUCACGCGAUGCAAAUCGACGUAAGGGCGCUCUCAUCGGCCUGGCGGCGACGGGCUUAGGGCUGGGCAAGGACUCUGAUAAGUAUGUGAAUGAACUGGUGACGCCCAUUAUGAACUGCCUCUCCGAUCCAGACUUGCGAGUGCGCUACUUUGCCUGCGAAUCUCUGUAUAACGUUGUUAAGGUGGCUCGCUCAGCAAUCAUACCAUUCUUUCCUGAGAUGUUUGCGGCGCUCUCUCGCCUGGUCACCGACUCCGAUCAGAUGGUCAAGGAUGGCAGCGAGCUGCUGGACCGUUUGCUGAAGGACAUUGUCACGGAGUCGUAUGAGACCUUCAAUUUGGAGGCUUUUAUACCGCUGCUCAGGGAGCGUAUGUACGUAAAGAAUGCGUUUACGCGACAAUACGUCAUAUCGUGGAUAUCGAUUCUGAAUGCCGUUCCCGACAUCAACAUGAUCAACUAUCUGACGGAGAUUCUCGAUGGCCUCUUUGUCAUGCUUGAGGAUAAUACGCCAGAGAUACAGCGCAUGUGUGAGAACACAAUUAGUCAGUUCCUUAAGUCCAUACGCAAAGAUUCGUCCUCAGUGAGAAUGGAGGACACCAUCAAUACGCUGAUCACACACGCACAAUCUCUCAAUGAGCUUAUCAAGUUUAUUGCCAUUUCGUGGAUACGCGAAUUUGUGCAGAUCUUUGGUCUAAAUGUGCUGCCCUAUGCCAGCGGCAUCUUUACAGCUAUUCUACCCUGCCUCGAGUACGGUGGGGAGUCUAAGCGCAGUAUCAAGGAGUGCGCCGUUUCGGUGAACCAAUCAAUGACGGAUUUGUUUUCAUCAAAAGAACUCAAGUCUCAAGAUGUAGCCAAGAUUGAUUUACGUUCGAUUAUGGAAGUGCUGUCACAGUAUCUCACACACAACUCCAUGCACACUAAGAUUGCGGUGCUUAAAUGGAUACAUCAUCUCUUUACAAAUUUCCCAAAAGAAAUGUCUGCACAUGCCAACAAUUUAAAUAAUAAUUUGCUUCUGACUCUUGCCGACAACUCGGACGAGGUAGUGCUGCAAAGUCUUUAUGUGCUGGCGCAAAUCAUCAACUCGCAGGAUACAGAGAAUUUUGAUAAGACACAUUAUCGCAAGUUUCUGCUAAGUUUGCUAAAUUUAUUCAGCGAGGAGAAACUGAUAUUGGAGAAUCGCGCCAGCCUCAUUAUCAGACAACUUUGCGUGCUGCUUAAUGCAGAGUAUAUUUAUCGCACAUUCGCUGAGAUCAUCGCUGAGGAAAUCUUAAACUUGAAAUUCGCAUCGACAGUUGUGCGUUUGCUUAACAUGAUUUUGCUGACAUCAACGGAACUGUUUGAGCUGCGCACCAGUUUGCGGGAUAUAUCCAAUGAGAAGUCAGCUGAUUUAUUUCAAUGUCUGUACAAAAGUUGGGUUCACUGUCCAGUCUCAACGCUGUCGCUUUGUCUGGUUGCUCAGUGCUAUCAGCAUGUCUCCGAGUUGGUGAUUCUAUUUGCUGAUGUGGAAAUCACUUUGGAGUUGCUUAGUGAGCUGGACAAGUUGGUGCAGCUAAUUGAGUCACCCAUUUUUGCUCCACUGCGUCUAACACUAGUGUCUAAAUCAAAUAAAUGUGCCGAUGCCCAGUAUUUGGCACACGCACUUUUUGGAAUUCUCAUGUUGCUGCCACAAACAACUGCCUUCGAUACGCUGCGCAAUCGCCUGCAAUGCGUGCCCAACUAUUGGGGCCAACAGCCUGUUGAUGAACGCAAUUCGCUGGAGUACAAGAGCGGCAUUGAUUUCGCAGCACUUCGAGAGCAUUUCAUCAAGCGACAAAAGGCAUAUCGGGAUCAGCGAAUAACUCUGCGAAAGCGCAAUGUUUCUAUGCCAGAAAGUAAUUAAUUAUUAUUAAAAAACAAUAUAUUUUAGCACAUAUGUAUGUUAUAUCUGUGAUUAAGCUGCUUAUUAGGCAUAUAUGAAAGUGUAAUUAUUAAUUCAAAUAUAUAAUUGUGUAUGU
Drosophila nasuta is the source of this 2229-nucleotide messenger RNA. Its product is annotated as protein VAC14 homolog. Gene Ontology annotation, biological process: phosphatidylinositol biosynthetic process. The transcript has 9 exons. The record is from RefSeq and is a predicted model, not a curated record. The coding region runs from base 60 to 2114 and encodes 684 amino acids. NCBI's taxonomy places the organism in Eukaryota, Metazoa, Arthropoda, Insecta, Diptera, Drosophilidae. Gene Ontology annotation, cellular component: endosome membrane; PAS complex.